Molecule: messenger RNA, 711 nt
Organism: Saccostrea cuccullata (small rock oyster)
Lineage: Eukaryota; Metazoa; Mollusca; Bivalvia; Ostreida; Ostreidae
Exons: 3
Coding region: 1-711 (236 amino acids)
Source: RefSeq, a predicted model, not a curated record
AUGAACCGUCCUAAAACAGGAUGCACUCCAUUAAGAUUAACAACAUUGGUUGUUAGUGGAAUUGCUUUCAUCGUACAUAUAGCUGCUGUGGCUUAUCCUGUGUGGGACCAAAUUAAUGCUACAUGGAAACCAAAUCCAAUGAUGCCAGUGGGUUUAAAGAUACAAGCUAGCGGUUCACUUUGGGAUUUCAAUGUCACGAUUGAUCAAACGCUUUCAUUCUUUCCACCGAACCGAAAUUUAAUGAAUACAGUUCAAUCUGAAUGGAAAGAACCAAUCAGGAUGAUGGCUUUGUCAGCUAUAGGAGUUGGUGCCAUAAGCAUUAUGUUCUUCAUAAUCUCAGCCUUAAUAGACAGAUGCGUACAAAACUACGUCAUUCUUCUGUUGAUCAGAAUGCUUCCAAUUGCAGCACUCUAUUGCACGUCAUUGGAAGUAACUAGUGGUGCAUUGCUGUACAAAUACCAGUAUACUAAAACGGCCAGUUAUGAAGCAUUUGAUCUAAAUCGCGCUUAUCCCAUAGAUAAGUUUGUGCUUGGGAUUGGCUGGCAUUUAGAAUGUGCUGCUGGAGCAUUGUUUAACCUCGCUUCGUUGGUUGCAAUAUCAGGGUCCAUUCAUAACAAUAUUUCAAGUUACGAAAAAAAUCCCUCAUCAGUUGUACCUUUUGAAGAAGGCAGCAAUUCGGAGGAUGGAAAGAACUCAGAGAAACGGCAAUAA